AUGUCAACGGUAGAUAUUAAGAAGCCUCAGAUGGGUGCUGGUGGACCGAAGAAGAUCACUGAGGGAGAGGCAGACUUGUACUUGGACCAAUACAACUUCACCACAACGGCAGCCAUUGUGGGAUCUGUAGACCGUAAGAUUUUCGUUUUACUGCGGGAUGGGAAAAUGUUAUUCGGUGUGCUGCGGACCUUUGACCAGUACGCUAAUGUGAUACUUGAGCACUGUGUGGAGCGGAUAUAUGUACCGGAGAGUAACCAGUACGCGGAAGAAACCAGAGGUUUGUUUAUGGUUCGUGGUGAGAAUGUAGUGAUGUUGGGCGAAGUCGAUAUCGACCGUGAGGACGGGCCAUUGGAGUCGAUGGAGCGUAUACCGUUCGCAGAAGCCAGUAAAAGACGCAGGGACGGAGAUGAGGCAAGAUACCGCCAUGAGACGGCCAAGGGCAAGCAAUUGGCACGCUACGGGCUACUAUACGACUUCCACAAGUCUGACAUGUACUAG
Torulaspora delbrueckii is the source of this 498-nucleotide messenger RNA. It is a transcript of the gene LSM1, whose product is annotated as Lsm1p. Gene Ontology annotation, biological process: deadenylation-dependent decapping of nuclear-transcribed mRNA. The transcript has a single exon. Gene Ontology annotation, molecular function: RNA cap binding. NCBI's taxonomy places the organism in Eukaryota, Fungi, Ascomycota, Saccharomycetes, Saccharomycetales, Saccharomycetaceae. Gene Ontology annotation, cellular component: Lsm1-7-Pat1 complex; P-body. The coding region runs from base 1 to 498 and encodes 165 amino acids. The record is from RefSeq and is a predicted model, not a curated record.